AUGAUCGCUAAAGAACCAGACUCGACCGGGCUCGAGGGUUGGCAAAAGAUUCAUGCGGCAAAGAAGGCUGAGCAGGAAGCCAGAAUACCACAGCAAUGGAAGCUCAAACCAGAAGACUUUCCACCCACAGGCACCGUCGACCUUCGACCCGUAGUGGCCUCCUGCGGCAUCCUCUCGGACAGAGAGUUGUUGAUCACGGGAGACCAGUAUGACGCCACCUCUCUGGCCGCUGCAAUUGCAGAGGGCAAAUACACUGCCGUCGAGGUUGUGACCGCGUUCUGCAAACGAGCAGCGAUAGGCCACCAGCUCUGCAACAACCUCACUGAAAUAAUGUUCAAGGACGCAAUCGAAGACGCCAAAAGGCUGGACAAAGUGUUUAGAGAGACUGGAACUCCGGUUGGCCCGCUUCAUGGCUUGCCUAUGACAUUCAAGGAAUGCUUUCACGUCAAGGGAUAUGAUGCCAGCAACGGGUACAUCUCCAGAACGUUCGAUCCCUCAACUCGCGACACUCCUCUUAUCGAGCUGGUCAAAUCUAAUGGCGCCGUGGUGAUUGCGAAGACAAAUACGCCGCAAACCAUGCUGGUGGCUGAAAGUCACAAUAACGUCUUUGGCCAAACGAAAAACCCGGUCGUUAGUCACUUAACUUGUGGAGGGAGUAGCGGAGGAGAGGGAUCCAUCAUGGCGUACCGAGGGAGUGCCCUGGGGAUCGGUACUGAUGUAGGAGGCUCUAUUCGCAUUCCUGCCGCGGCAAACGGCGUCUACGGCUACAAACCUAGCUUUGGGAUCUUGCCAAUGAUAGGGUACGCAGCAUCGGGUUGGAUGGGUGCAAACACUGGAGUCCCGGCCGUCUGUGGUCCACUGGGUCAUUCCGCUCGGGACCUGGCAUUGCUGACCCGUGUGGUCCGCAAUGCGCAACCAUGGAAGUUCGAUCCUGCCAUCAUACCCAAGGUCAUGGAGGCCGGCACACAGUCUCGAAAGCCGGUCGUAGGCGUAAUCCGUCAGAGUGGGACGACUCCCCAUCCGCCAGUCAGACGAGCCAUCAAAGAGGCAGCAGAUAAACUCUCGGCGGCGGGUUUUCAGGUCAAGGACUUCGUCCCGCCGGAUUUCAACGACAUUCGUAAUGUCACCCGGGAGCUCUUCACCCUCGACGCCCUGUCGUACCAGCGAGGGCAGUUGGAGAAGGCAGAGGAACCUGUGGUGCCCUCGGUUGAAAAGAUCGGGUUUUGGGCCAUCCCACGCAAGACGCAUGAGGAAGCAUGGGCACUGAAUGCCAAGAAGCUGGCGCUUCAAAAGGAGAUGCUCGAUCGUUGGCAAAAAGCUGGAGUAGACAUUGUGGUUGCUCCUGCGGGUCCUCACACAGCUGUUCUGCCUGGGGACUGGACCACCGAUAUGUACACGGUUGCUUGGAACGCCAUGGACUACCCAGCGAUCAUCAUCCCAUUCACCAAAGCAGAUCCAGUAUUGGACCCCAAGGAUACGGAAUUCGUCCCCAUGCACGAACUCGAUGAACAAAUCCAAUCUUUGUAUGACCCUCAACUUAUGGCCGGGGCACCUGUCGCGCUCCAACUAGUCGGUCCAAGAUUGGAAGACGAACAACUCUUGAAGGAUGCGCAGACCAUCGACGCGGUUUUGAAUGCGUAG
This is a messenger RNA of Capronia epimyces CBS 606.96, 1641 nucleotides long. RefSeq lists its product as uncharacterized. NCBI's taxonomy places the organism in Eukaryota, Fungi, Ascomycota, Eurotiomycetes, Chaetothyriales, Herpotrichiellaceae. Bases 1 to 1641 code for a protein of 546 amino acids. The transcript is spliced from 5 exons. The record is from RefSeq and is a predicted model, not a curated record.